CCUAAUUUGCUCUCGUUUUCUCUUCAACGGCUCAGUUCGUUUGAACUUUAUCUCUCUCUCUCUCUCUCUCGGUGGAUUUCUCAACUCGUUUCUUUGAUUUUAUUUUUCGCCCUUUUUUCUUGAAGUAAGAAGUUGUUCAAAAUUUUUUUUUUUUUUGAUGAAAAUGAGUAGUCCAUUAGCUUUACUUGAAUAUGUGAUGAAAAAUUUGGUUGUUUUCUUGGAUGUAAAAGAAAAUGUGUUUGGAAAAAGUGGGAUUUUCAUGUAGUUUGGAUUCUUUGAAGAGACUCAGGAAUUGCUUAUGGAAUAGUGAUAAAUUUUCAAUUUUAUGGUAAAAAAAAAGAACCUUCAGCGAUUUUUUUUUUUUUUAUAAAAAAAUUAGUUAUUUAAUUUAACAGGGUUUUUGUUUUGUGGAAAAAAAAUUAUGAAGCUUGAAUUAAAAUUGAUUGAAAUGUAGGAUUAGGAAAGAAUGGAGUCUUUAGAUAUCUAUGGUGCUUGUGACAGCUUUAGGGUUUGUAAUUUUUCUCACUUCUGAUUAUAUAUGAAUAGAAUGGCAUUGAUUGCAGUGCACUGUUGCAGGAAUCGUAGUGGCUGAAAAUGGAAUCUAUGGAGAUUGAUGAUAUUAAUGAAAGUAAUGGAAGUGUGCCUAGGGAAAGGGAAAAUGGUUUUAAACUUUUUCCGGUUUCGCCUGAGGAGUCUGGAGAAGGUUUGCCAUAUGCUCCGGUGGAUUUUCCUCAGCGUGGGGAUGUUUGGAGAUGGAAGGUGGGAAGGAGAGUUGCUCUUAAUGGCCAUUAUUUGGAUAGAUACCUAUAUCUUCCCAGACGUCUUCGCAAGAUUGAGGUUCCCGCACGUUCGAAAAGUGCGUUUGCUAGCAAACUUUCAGUUGAACGGUAUAUCCGAACAGCACAUCCUGAGGCAGAUGUAGAUGCAUUUUUUGCUUCGUUUAGCUGGAAGAUCCCUGCAAAGAAACUAUCAUUGAUAAAUGCAGCAGAUGCCUUCGUUCGUGAACACUCUGAGGAGACAGAACAUUCCAUGUCUGACCCCCACUCUGAUGGUGUGGCUUGUAAGGCUGGAAAUAAGAAGUGCACCAGUUUACUAGUCAAAGCAGAGAAUGGAACUUUAGCUCCACUUCCUUGUGAUAUUUGCUGCAGUGAACCUCGCUUCUGCCGUGACUGCUGCUGUAUUCUCUGUUCCAGAACUAUUAGCUUGAACCAUGGAGGCUAUAGCUACUUUAAAUGUGAAGCAGUGGUGAAUGAUGGUUUUAUGUGUGGCCAUGUUGCCCAUGUGAACUGUGCUCUUAGAUCCUAUUUGGCUGGGACAAUUGGAGGUAGCAUUGGAUUGGAUGCAGAGUACUAUUGCCGACGUUGUGAUUCAAGGACAGACCUGGUUUCGCAUGUGACAACCCUUUUACAAACUUGUCAGUCCAUAGAUUCUCAAGAUGAAAUUGAUAGGAUUCUAAGUGUUGGUCUUAAAUGUGGGACUUCUGUUGGAGACAUCUGGGAAGUGGAAGAAAAUACUUCAACUAUUUGCACAGGGGUGUCCCUUAGUGGAAAUGCUGAACUGGAUGUUGCAAACCAUCAAGAACCUCUUGAUACUAAACCAGGCUCCUUGCGAAUAUUGUCAAUAUCUUCUGAUUAUUGGAAUGAGUACCUAAAACUUGAGGAUGAAAUUGAACAGGUUCUCCAUGAACUGAAAAGGUCACAGGAGUUGGAAUAUAAAACUGCAGAGGAAACUCUUUUUUCUCAGAAGAAUUAUAUUCGCAAUCUUUAUCAGCAACUUGAUGAGGAGAGGUCUGAAUUGUCACGUCGGACAUCAGGAGCUGGAGCAGAUGCCUUAUUGAAUGCUGUCUUGAAGAGAGUAGAUCAGAUAAAGCAGGAAGUCUUUAAACUCAAGGAAAUGGAAAAAGUUGCCGGUGGAUUCGGAUCUACUCCUAAAGGUAUUCUGAAAGAGCACUUUCAUUUGUCAAUUGAGGAAUAAACCUAUGCAUAUCUAGUAGUUGAAUGUAUCAGAUGCACACCAAAUUUUGCCAUUAAACUGUAACAUUGUUUGAAUUGAUUACCUGUACAUUUGUGGGCAUACCUCUUGCAUAACCCUAAGCAUGAAAGAUAUGCCUUAUGCUAAUGGGGAAUGAAGACUUGAAGAUUGAGAUUGACUCAUUCAUCAGCCAAUAUGUAGAAUUUUAUGCACUGAAUUGUAGAUGCACUGCCGGAAGGGACUGAGGAAUAUGAAUUUAGAAAUUCAGAAUGGAACUGAAAGCCUAUAGAAGCUGUGAUGGCAUUGGUUUGUUUCUCUAUAUGUAUAGAUACCCUGUGCUAUGUUCUUUUAUGGAAAAAGUUACAUUGUCUGCAAAGGAUGCUGGUAUUUGGGAGAACAAUGCUGCUCUGUUGCUCGGUGGAUUUCACAGCUAUGCUUUAGAAGUGCAACCUACCCAGCCAGUGUUUGUUUUGGAGUGCCCUAAGUCUAACCAUUUUAGGUUUUAGAUAUUUCUAGAGCCCAUGAGGGCUUUGGAAAUCAAUUUUAUUUUCUCCAUUUUGAGAGAUUUUGUGAUAAUAUUGGGUUCCAAGAAAACCCUAAAUGUAUAAUUUUUUCAGUGUUCUAAUGUCCAUGUCCUUUGUGGUGCUUUACAAUAUACUAUAUUUCCAGGC
Messenger RNA from Rubroshorea leprosula, 2642 nucleotides. The record is from the annotation of a GenBank genome assembly. NCBI's taxonomy places the organism in Eukaryota, Viridiplantae, Streptophyta, Magnoliopsida, Malvales, Dipterocarpaceae.